This is a messenger RNA of Coccomyxa subellipsoidea C-169, 510 nucleotides long. RefSeq lists its product as hypothetical. The record is from RefSeq and is a predicted model, not a curated record. The transcript has 5 exons. NCBI's taxonomy places the organism in Eukaryota, Viridiplantae, Chlorophyta, Trebouxiophyceae, Coccomyxaceae. Bases 1 to 510 code for a protein of 169 amino acids.
AUGCCAACCUACAGAUCCUCGUUCACCGAUCCAACCUUCCGCGUGAAGGGCGCGAUGACACGAGGGGGGCAGUAUUACUCACACUUUGACGCCACCGAAGUUCCUUGCAGAUAUCCGCGCGCCUGGACACGGGCGGUCAAGGAGCAUGUCGCCAAACUCUCCAAGCCAGAUCUCUAUCUGGCAAUCCGGACGCUGGUCAUAACGGCCGUGCUCUAUGCCGGCUUCUACACCGCCUUCCCCUACUACUCCAAGAAUUGGGCUCUGUGGUCGCUCGCCGCCAAAGCGCAUGUGGCCAGAUUUUCGCAGCCAGACCUCUACCUGGCAGUCCGGACUGUGAUAAUCACCGUCUUUUUGUACGCCGGCUUCUUUGCAGCAUACCCCCUCGUCGCGAAGCACUGGGCUCUGUGGGCAAUUGCCAUCUGCCUAAGGGCCGGGCUGAAUGUGCGGAUUAUUAUUAUUGUCAUUAUUAUUAUUAUUAUUAUUGUUAUUAUUAUUAAUAUUAUUAGCUGA